Messenger RNA from Lampris incognitus (smalleye Pacific opah), 2133 nucleotides. It is a transcript of the gene abch1, whose product is annotated as ATP-binding cassette, sub-family H, member 1. The record is from RefSeq and is a predicted model, not a curated record. The transcript is spliced from 20 exons. Gene Ontology annotation, cellular component: ATP-binding cassette (ABC) transporter complex; membrane. Gene Ontology annotation, biological process: transmembrane transport. Gene Ontology annotation, molecular function: ATP hydrolysis activity; ABC-type transporter activity; ATP binding. The coding region runs from base 16 to 2133 and encodes 705 amino acids. Lineage: Eukaryota; Metazoa; Chordata; Actinopteri; Lampriformes; Lampridae.
CCCGAAAGCACCGAGAUGGAGGAACGGAUGAAGGAAGAAAAUGUGAAGGUUGAUUUGGAGGCUCCCCCAUCCCCCGGACUGGAGGGAUCAGCAAUCCGGUGUAGGGACGUGUGCCGAUCCUAUGGGAAACUGAAGGUCCUCAGCAAUCUCAACCUGACUGUCCCACAGGGACACAUUUAUGGCCUGUUGGGGCCUAGUGGAUGUGGGAAAACCACACUGUUGAAAUGCAUUGUGGGAACUCUGAAGAUCUCGCGUGGUCACAUCACUGUGUUGGGGAAGCCUCCUGCAUUCCCUGGUCAUGAGGUCCCGGGGAAGAUGGUGGGAUACAUGCCACAGGAUCUGGCGCUAUACAACGAAUUCACCAUCAGCGACACCCUGACUUUCUUUGGCCGUAUUCAUGGCCUGUCACCCAAGGACACCCGGGCACGCAUGGAUUUCCUCAUCGACUUCCUGGAUUUACCUCAGAAGCACAGCCUGGUCCGAAAUCUCAGCGGGGGUCAGAGACGAAGGGUAUCUCUUGGAGCGGCUCUGCUUCAAAAUCCCGAGCUGCUGAUAUUGGAUGAGCCUACCGUGGGAGUGGAUCCUGUUCUCAGAGCAAAGAUUUGGCAGCAUCUGGUGGAAAUUGUAAAGACGGGGAAAGUGUCUGUCAUUAUCACCACACACUACAUAGAAGAGGCCAGGCAAGCCAAUAUGGUUGGUCUAAUGCGGAAUGGCCAUCUGCUGGCAGAGGGACCUCCUGAGGCGGUGAUGAAGCAACACAGCUCAUCGACCUUGGAGCAUGCCUUCCUGCAGCUGUGUGAGACAUCAGACCAGGUUGGUUCACAACAGGGCUCUAGUCCGCAAGGUGUGGUCUUAGAGGGCAGCCAGUCAUUUGAGAGUGGGCGGGACGAGAGUCGGCCAAUGCUUGGGAUUGUAGCAGGAGCUGCUGAGGAUCCACCAAUCAAACAUACAGUGGACUGGAAGGUUCGAGCCAGACAUAUGUUGCCAAAAUGGCGGAACAUUGCAGCCCUUAUGAUCAAAACCAUGGUACGGAUGAAGAGAAUGCCAGGAUCCUUGUGUUUCCAGUUCUUGCUGCCAGUCAUCCAGAUCUCUCUGAUGUGUCUGUGUAUUGGGGGAGACCCCAAGGGGAUCCAGGUUGCUGUGGUGAACAACGAGACCUCUUCCUCCUCCUACAGCCAAACCCUGCUCUCCUUCUUGGACAACUCCAGUGUGGAGCAGGUACCCUUGACUCACGCAGAGGCAUUCACUGGGAUCUAUAACGGAGAGUACUGGGGUGUCAUCGGGUUUGGCAAGAACUUCACCAGCUACCUGACUAAGAGGAUGCUUCAGCGUCAGGUUCCCAGAGAAGUGGUUGAUGGGGGGUCUGUACACGUCUGGCUGGAUCUGACCAAUCGUCAAAUCGCUAUGAUGCUUCAGAAAAAACUCCAUGAGGCCUUUCAGGCUUUUGUGGAGAACAAGUUGGGAAGUUUGUCCUACCUCGUUGCUAUGCCUAUAAAGUUUGAAGAGCCAAUAUAUGGCAGCCAAAACACAGACUUCACCACAUUUGUCACACCAGGAGCUGUCCUCAGUAUCACCUUCUACCUGGCUGUGGGUCUGACGGCCUUAUCCUUUGUCCUGGAGAGGAAGGAGGGCCUUUUGGACAGGUGUUGGGUCGCAGGUGUGAGCUCUCUAGAGACCAUGUUGGCUCAUCUCUUCUCUCAGCUGUUUGUCAUCAGCGUUCAGAUCAUCCUGCUGCUCAUCUUUAUACUGCUUGUGUUUAAGAUCCCUAAUGAGGGAUCCCUCCUAUUGGUCAUAGCUCUGAUCGUGCUGCAGGGCGUGACGGGCAUCUCCUUCGGCCUGGUCAUUUCUGCUGCUAUCGACGACGAACAGAACGCCAACCAAGCUGCUCUAGGAAUCUUUUACCCCAACCUCAUCAUUAGUGGCAUCAUAUGGCCUGUGGAGUGUAUUCCCUAUCCUCUACGCUACCUCAGCCUGGUGCUUCCUCAGACAUACGCCUCAGACGCCCUGCGCUGCAUCAUGUACAGAGGUUGGGAUCUGUCUCGUAUGAUGGUGUGGCGAGGCUUUGCUGUCACCCUUGGCUGGAACACCUUCUUCCUCAUCCUUGCUACUGUCAUCCUGAAGCUAAGGACGUGA